Molecule: messenger RNA, 2397 nt
Organism: Mya arenaria
Lineage: Eukaryota; Metazoa; Mollusca; Bivalvia; Myida; Myidae
Exons: 5
Coding region: 296-1768 (490 amino acids)
Source: RefSeq, a predicted model, not a curated record
UCCGGAAUCUUACUAACUAGAGAUCACAUUCAUAUCUUUAAAGAUUACACUUGUAACUUUAAUUUUGUAAAUCUGGUUUCAACGUACACAUGAACUUUUAGCAAGAUAAGUGCUCAAUACGAUGGAUACUAGGAUAUGAUUGUGUGGCAACACCACUGAAAUAUAUUUCUGUAUUUAUUUGGCUACAGUUUAACAACGGCACAGUUAAUUUAAACAACAUGUAAUCUAUUAUUUUUAUCAGGAUCUUUUCGUCCAAUGAUCAAACUACAAGAAUCUGUUCCAUUUAACAUUGAGAAUGAUAAAGAUGAAACACACAAUGGAAUACAAACUUCUAGCGAGUCUACUGAUUAUUGCUGUGCUUCAAAAGUGGGCCCGAUCUGAGGAAAGGAGUUGCGGAAAUGUGAGAGGUGACCAAAAUGAAGACAUUCUCAAGCUCCGUUUUUACCCGAGCCCCUUUUUUGUGGCUCAAAUCACCUACAACCACCGUCGCUGGCUGUUUGAAUCUGCAAAACGCGCACCAAUCAUUGUAAUACCUUUGAAAGACAGCCCUAAACUCGAUCCGAAAUAUAAUGAGUCAGGUAACUUUCUCACCGUAUACAACAUAAGCGCAGCAGAUAAUGGUCAGUAUUUUCUGGACUGCUGGCAAAGCGGUUUAACAUUGCAGAGUUCACGUUGGACGUUCACGUGGAAGAUGCCGGAAACAACGCACGUGAGCACCGUUACUACAACACAUAGGGUAACUAUGACCGAUAUCAAUGGGGAUUCAACGAAAUCAGACACGCCUAUAGGCAGUGUGCUAGACGUAGAUUCAGACAACAGUGUAAAUAUAUCGACUGGACCAAACAUUGCAACUGUGGUUGCCAUAGUGAUGGCAGCAAUCAUCGUUGUGGUUAUCGUGGUCGGGUCUGUCUUGAUUGUCCGCAGAAAUCGCCAACACAAAAGCCACGACGCAGCUCUCGAAACCGAAAAACCAACAGCUCGGAUACUGCCUAAACUUCCUGACCAGGGCGUUCCCACAUCUUCCUGUGAAGACCAGUAUGCAAAAAUACAGGAUUGCCGGUCAUCCGUCAACCCAGCUUCGGGUCGUUUAGAUGAUAAACGUGUUCCCCCAGAGUAUGAAUCGGUUACACCAACGUUUCAAAGAAAACAGACCACAUGGACGGGAACUAUUAACAAUGCACCAGAAUAUUCUCAAGUGAUUCCUAAGUCUCAAAGAAAUCAUAACGCUGAAGGUGAUACAAGAAACACUUCGCCGGAAUAUUCUCAUGUGAUUCCUAAGUCUCAAAGACGAUUGGACAUGGGAAAAGAAACAAAAGCGGCGGAAUAUUCUCAAGUGAUACCCAAAUCACAAAGACAUAACACAAUUGGCGAUGAAGCAAGGUCUAAAACGUUUUCAGUGACAUUUCCCCCUAACGUUGACGUCAGUAAGCUAGGGACAGAAUUACCGCGCGGGUCAGGCGACGCCUACGCGAAUUACGGGCCAACGUAUUCAAACAUAACAGGACAGGUUUUGGUCGCUGCCCGCUCAUUCAGGCGUAAGAGUCGCAUAAAGCACCGUGAGCUCCAUUACGCUGCACUGGACUGCACAGACCCGACCGCAGACGCCGGCCAUUAUGACUGCAUAGUGGACAUACAUAGAAAGAGCGGCUGUCAGUAUGCGUCUAUCAACUUUGAGAAGAAAGCGUUUAUCGCCCCUGUGCGACGCGCCCCUUCCUCGUGGUAUCGCCACCAAAAAAGGCGGAAGUCAACUGUGAAUAAAAAUAACUGAUUCUAUAAAUAUCAUAUUUGUUAAAAUAUCACAUUGGUAGUAUUUUAUUAUACAUAUUGUGAAGCAUCUAAAAUAUACCGCAAAGAUCUUAAACGUAGACAAAACGCACACACAUACGUACGGACGCACACACAGAUAUGCACGCACGACAAACACACACGCACACGAGUAUUUGGCCAGGAACAUAUUUAAAUGUUUGAAAUAAACGUCUGCAUAUACAACAAUAGGAUUGUUUGUAUUUAAUAAUUGUUAAUAGUUUGUAUGUCUUUCACAUUAUGCUAGGAUCAAUGUCAUAACCAAACAUGAAAAAGUCCUCAUAAUACGCGUCAUGUGACAUCUUUAAAACCUCCGAACUGACUCCCUUGCAAAAUUUCACCAUCCAGGCGUGCCUCUGAGCCGCGCACUCGCCACCACUCAACUUCCGGCGCUCCACAGCCUCGUUGACCGCCUUCUGCAGGCGUGCUUCUGUUUCCUCCUCCGUGACGUCAUUGAACUCUCGUUCCGGAAACUCGACGUCAUUGUUGUGUAACCUUGAAUUUGGAAUGCGUGCCAUAUUCUUCUUGCAAGCUCUUUUUCAGAAACACACCCUUUCGGUAUUAUUGGCCUAUGGUGGCCUUUUGGGGCAUACG